AACCGUCUAAAAUUCCAAGCCAAGACUCCGAAUGCGAAACACCUCCACCUUCCCUCAGUCUUCAUAAACGCGGAUUCACUCGAUUGCAAACAAGCAACUCGCGUUCCCGCCGUCUGUAACAUUUUUCCGUAUUAAAGGCUUGAAGCCUUCUUCUCUCUCGUCUAUGUAGAGAGAACAAGACCAGAAAAUAAAGACAAUCAUCUCAUCUGAAGGGGGGGAAUCUGUAAUGGUUGUCAUGGCGAAGUCGAAGAACAGCAACCAGAAACUCUCUUACAUCUCAGUUCCGUCGCAGGUUAUCCAUUCUCUCUCGUCUACGUCUCUUCAAUCUCUCCUUCUCUCACCGAAGAAGUCUUCCAGGAACGCCAACAGGUUUUUCAACACCGCGAGGAACCCAAGAUUCUGGUUUUCCGUUCUGUUUCUCUUUGCUUUCGUCGGAAUGUUGAGGUUGGGCUUCAAUCUGGAGCCACUAUUGCCUUUCUCGCCCAACCCAUGCUUCGUUGGUCAGCCACAGACGCUAAUCUCGAGGAAGGACUCGGUUACGCAGAUGGGUCUAGGAUCAAAUGCUGGGGACGUUCGCCAGGAAGAGGAGGACGGUGAGGAAACAGAGUUUUGGAAGCAGCCAGAUGGUUUGGGUUAUCGACCAUGCUUAGAUUUCAGCGGUGAGUAUCGGAGGUCGAGCGAAGUGAUUGUGAAGGACCGGAGAAAGUAUCUGCUGGUUGUGGUUUCUGGUGGGAUGAAUCAGCAGAGGAAUCAGAUAGUUGAUGCCGUUGUGAUUGCUCGGAUUCUUGGUGCUGCUCUGGUCGUUCCAAUCUUGCAAGUCAACGUGAUCUGGGGAGAUGAAAGUGAGUUCUCUGAUAUAUUUGAUUUGGAUCAUUUCAAAAAAGUUCUGGCUAAUGACGUUCGGAUAGUUUCAUCGUUGCCGUCGACGCAUCUGAUGACAAGACCCGUAGAAGAGAAACGGACUCCUCUUCAUGUCACCCCUCAGUGGAUUCGACAACGCUACCUCAAGAGGUUGAACAGGGAGGGAGUUCUGCUUUUAAGAGGUUUGGACUCGAGGCUCUCCAAGGAUCUUCCUUCUGACCUUCAGAAACUUCGAUGCAAGGUGGCUUUUCAUGCACUGAGGUUUGCCCCACCUAUUUUGGAUCUUGGAAAUAAGCUAGCUGAGAGAAUGCGAGCCAAGGGGCCAUACCUUGCUCUUCAUCUACGCCUGGAGAAAGAUGUUUGGGUGAGGACAGGUUGUCUUCUUGGAUUGAGCCAUGAAUAUGAUGAAAUCAUCAACAAUGAGAGAAAGUUGCGACCAGAGUUACUUACAGCAAGGUCAAAUAUGACAUACCAUGAUCGCAAGCUUGCAGGACUCUGCCCCUUGAAUGGCUUAGAAGUUAUGAGGCUGCUUAAAGCUCUUGGAGCUCCACGAAAUACAAGGAUAUAUUGGGCAGGAGGGCCACCGUUUGGUGGCAAAGAAGCAUUGCUGCCUUUAACCAGAGAAUUUCCACAUUUCUACAACAAGGAUGAUAUUGCUCUGCCGGGUGAAUUGGAGCCAUUUGCAGACAGAGCUUCAGUCCUGGCUGCUAUUGAUUAUAUAGUUUCCGAGAACAGUGAUGUCUUCAUGCCAUCUCAUGGGGGGAACAUGGGCCAUGCAAUCCAGGGACAUAGGGCCUAUGCAGGGCACAAGAAGUAUAUUACUCCAAACAAAAGACAGAUGCUCCCUUACUUUCUAAACUCUUCUCUUCCGGAAUCUGAGUUCAACAUGAUUAUAAAAGACUUGCACCGUGACUCCUUAGGGCAGCCAGAACUUAGGACAAGCAAGGUUGGGAGAGAUGUGACCAAGUAUCCCAUCCCUGAAUGCAUGUGUAAUGACACAAACACAAGAUCCUUCUCAUGAUUCAAAUAUGGAACAUUUCCUUUACCGUGGAAGCAGAUUGCAACAGGUUGUUUCAUCAGAAACUCAUGGCAUCAAUGCCUUGGGAAUGCGAGAAGUUCUCACUUUUUAAUUUAAGGUGUGCGGCUUCUUAACAAUCAUUUUUGGAAGGGCGUCUUCUGCAAAUACAUAUUCAUGCAUACACAUACAUCACCCACAUGUGUAUGUAUGAAUGUGUAAAUGAGAUGGAUAUCUCUGUAAAAUAACUAUAUAAAAGGAAAGCCUUUGUUGUUUCAAUUUUUUUAUUCUUUAUUUAUAUGUAGGGGAAUUUUGUGUAGAUUUUUUAUUUAUUUCUUUUUCAUUCUUUUACCCACGUUUUAUACGUGUAUAUUUGUAAAGAAUAGUAUUUUAUUGAGGUAAUAUUUA
Nelumbo nucifera (sacred lotus) is the source of this 2284-nucleotide messenger RNA. RefSeq names its product O-fucosyltransferase 20-like. The record is from RefSeq and is a predicted model, not a curated record. Gene Ontology annotation, cellular component: cytoplasm. Lineage: Eukaryota; Viridiplantae; Streptophyta; Magnoliopsida; Proteales; Nelumbonaceae.